AUGGCGGUGAUGCUGCUGCAGGACUGGUGCAGGUGGAUGGGCGUCAGCGCUCGCAGGGGCCUGCUCAUCCUGGGCAUCCCAGAGGAUGAUGAAGCUGAAGUCCAAGAGAGUCUGGAGGCUGCCCUGUGGCCCAUGGGCCACUUUUCCGUCCUGGGUAAAGUGUUUCGAGAGGAAGACAAUGCCAGCGCCCUGGUGGAGCUUGACCGGGAAGUCAACUAUGCUUUGGUUCCCAGGGAAAUUCCAGGCACCGGGGGUCCCUGGAACAUGGUCUUUGUGCCCAGAUGCUCAGGCGAGGAGUUUCUUGGUCGUGUGUUCCACUUCCUGGAGCAACAGGGGCAGACAGUGGAGAGUGUGGCCGGAACCCUGGGGCUGGGGCUGGGGCUGCGCAGGGUGUGCUGGCUCCAGUCGGUCAGUCAGGCGGUCCAGCCCUGGGUGGAGACCAUGAGGUACCAGCGCCUGGGGGUGUUCUCCGAGGACCAGCCAGCCCCGGGGGAGGAAUCCUUUGAGGCUUGGCUAGACCACACUGCUGACAUGCUGCACGUGUGGCAAGGGGUCUCAGAAAGGGAGAGGAGGAGGAGGCUGAUAGAAGGCCUUCAAGGGUCGGCCCUGCAGCUCAUUCAUGGGCUCCUGGUGGAGAACCCUACCAGGACCGCGCAGGACUGCCUGGAGGCCCUGAUCUAGGUGUUUGGAGACAAGGAGUCCCCGGCGACCCUCCGGGUGAAGUGUUUGACUGCUUAGCAGCAGUUGGGUGUGUCUGCUUUUGUGUUGCGACUGGAAGUCUUGCUACAGAAAGCCAUUGAGAAGGGGGCCCUGGCUCGAACCUCAGCCUACCACUUGCGCCUAAGGCAGGUGCUCACUAGGGCCAACCUUACUGAGCCACUGGAUGAAGCCCUGAGGACGCUGAGAAUGGUUGGGAGGUGUCCAAGUUUCCUGGAGAUGCUGGGGCUGGUUCGGGAGUCUGAAGCAUGGGAGGCCAGUCUAGCCAGGAGCGAGAGAGCCCAGCCAGAAGAAGGGGCUGCUGUCCAGGCCGCUGUCCAGGCCAAUGCCCAGGCUGAUGCCAGAGCCAAACCUAAGGCCGAGGCAGGUGCAGGAGGUCCUGGUGGUGAGCCAGAGGGCCUGGCCCAGGCAGGAGACAAGGAGGCCGAGGACAACCCCCAGGAGGGGCUCAAACCCAUCCCGGAGGAGUCGGAAAAUGAGGAUGGGGUUGGGGAGAUAAGCUCCCCCAAGUCCUCCCCAGGCAAAUAG
Messenger RNA from Molossus molossus (Pallas's mastiff bat), 1245 nucleotides. It is a transcript of the gene PNMA6A, whose product is annotated as PNMA family member 6A. The record is from RefSeq and is a predicted model, not a curated record. NCBI's taxonomy places the organism in Eukaryota, Metazoa, Chordata, Mammalia, Chiroptera, Molossidae.